AAGAGCAUCGUCGUCGACUUCAGCAACACGUUCUGCGGGCCCUGCAAGAUCAUGUAUCCCAAGUUCGAGGCGCUGAGCGAGCGGUUCGCGGCCGGCGCGCUCUUCUAUUCCUGCUCGCUCGACGAGAGCGCGGAGGCGUCGACGCUGGGGAAGCGCGAAGCGGUGCAGAUCGUGCCCUCGUUUAUCAUCUGGAAGGACGGCGCGCGCCUCGAGGCCGUCGAGGGCCUCAAACCCGAUCUCCUCGUCGCGGCCGUGAGCCGCGCGGCG
Aureococcus anophagefferens is the source of this 267-nucleotide messenger RNA. RefSeq lists its product as hypothetical. The annotation marks the transcript as partial. The transcript has a single exon. The record is from RefSeq and is a predicted model, not a curated record. Lineage: Eukaryota; Pelagophyceae; Pelagomonadales; Pelagomonadaceae.